GGGCCGGCGGAGGGGCGGCCUCGGGAGGGUGCGCGGGUCGCGAGGCGGCGGCGGCGGCGGCAGCGGUGGCGGCGGGAGGAGAGGUGCCGCGGGGAAGAGACUCUGAGAGCUGCCAGCGGCCUGCUGUGACCGAGCUGCUGCCCCAGCAUCGCCCGAGAUCUUCACGUCCGCCCGGGGUAACAAGAGGGGUCCCCCAGAGCACAGCGCCCGGUCUCUACAUGAAGCUGAAGUGAGAGGAGCCAGCUGCCGGGGCCCCACGUCCACGGCCAGGAUGGCCAAGGCCCGGCUCUUCCGCCUGUGGCUGGUCCUGGGCUCUGUGUUCAUGAUCCUCCUGAUCAUCGUGUACUGGGACAACGUGGGCACGGCCCACUUCUACCUGCACACUUCCUUCUCCAGGCCGCACCCCCUGGAGGGCCUGCCCACCGCCGGGCAGCGGGAAGAGAAGGAGCUCCCGGCCGACGUGGACGAGUUUUUGGAGAAGCUGCUCAGUGGUGGCGCGAAGCAGAACGUCGUUUCCGGGAAAAAGCUGGAGCAGCCCUCCCUGCUGGCCUCCGGCAGGCCUGUGCUGAGCAACGUGGAGGAGAGGAUAAGGGGCUACGACUGGUCCACGCACGGCGCGCAGCAGAGCCCAGACCUGGACCGCCGGCAGGCCGAGAGGAGGAGCGUGCUGCGGGAGCUCUGCGCCAACGCGAGCUUCGUGUUCCCCACCAAGGAGCGCUCCUUCGACGACAUCCCCAACUACGAGCUGAACCACCUCAUCGUGGACGACCGCCACGGCGUCAUCUACUGCUACGUGCCCAAGGUGGCCUGCACCAACUGGAAGCGCGUGAUGAUCGUGCUGAGCGAGAGCCUCUUGGACCAGGGCGCGCCCUACCGCGACCCCCUGGACAUCCCCCGGGAGUACGUCCACAACUCCAGCACCCACCUCACCUUCAACAAAUUCUGGCGUCGCUACGGGCGGUUCUCGCGCCACCUGAUGAAGAUCAAGCUGAAGAAGUACACCAAGUUCCUGUUCGUGCGGGACCCCUUCGUCCGCCUCAUCUCCGCCUUCCGCAGCAAGUUCGAGCUGGAGAACGAGGAGUUCUACCGCAAGUUUGCCGUCCCCAUGCUCAAGAUGUACUCCAACCACACCAGCCUGCCCGCGUCGGUCAGCGAGGCCUUCAGCGCCGGCCUCAAGGUGUCCUUCGCCAACUUCAUCCAGUACCUUCUGGACCCGCACACCGAGAAGCUGGCGCCCUUCAACGAGCACUGGCGGCAGGUGCACCGGCUCUGCCACCCCUGCCAGAUAGACUACGACUUUGUGGGCAAGCUGGAGACGCUGGACCAGGACGCGGCCCAGCUCCUCCGGCUCCUCAAGGUGGACAAGCUUCUCCACUUCCCGCCCAGUUACCGCAACAGGACUGCCAGCAGCUGGGAGGACGACUGGUUCGCCAAGAUCCCCCUGGCCUGGAGGCAGCAGCUUUACAAACUCUAUGAAGCCGAUUUUGUUCUCUUUGGCUACCCCAAGCCCGAAAACCUGCUUCGAGACUGAGGGAGUUAGGGGGAAAUCCCCAACACCCAAAACAACCCUGCUGGUGGUGUUCCUUUAAACCCGAAUGAGCGGCGUGCUGUACCACGGCCAUCUUUUGAGGAGGGAGCGACGGGUGCCACGUGUAUUUUUUUAUGGCUUCGUUUCCCUCCCCCUUGGACACAUUGCAGAAUUCCACGACACUCCUGUCGACGAGGCAGCUGGAAGGUCCCCGUGGCCGCCCCCCCGCAAUCCAGUUUUUAAAAUAACCGACCGUUUUGCAAUCUAGACUGUUUACCACGCUGCCUAUAUCCAUUGAGGACUGUGUUAAUAUUGUUUUUUUAAGAUUAAUAUAUUUCAGAUAUUUAAUAUGAAAAGUGGGGAAGGAGUUGAUGGAGUAAAAUGUUACAUCUGCUC
Messenger RNA from Equus caballus (horse), 1924 nucleotides. It is a transcript of the gene CHST12, whose product is annotated as carbohydrate sulfotransferase 12. The record is from RefSeq and is a predicted model, not a curated record. Lineage: Eukaryota; Metazoa; Chordata; Mammalia; Perissodactyla; Equidae. Gene Ontology annotation, molecular function: sulfotransferase activity. Gene Ontology annotation, cellular component: membrane. Gene Ontology annotation, biological process: carbohydrate biosynthetic process; proteoglycan biosynthetic process.